Rotaria sp. Silwood2 is the source of this 762-nucleotide messenger RNA. The record is from the annotation of a GenBank genome assembly. NCBI's taxonomy places the organism in Eukaryota, Metazoa, Rotifera, Eurotatoria, Philodinida, Philodinidae.
AUGUCACAUCUUGAAGAAUUAACUUUAUAUCUUUAUAUCUUGGGUGAAUCAACAUUUAUCUCUAGUACUCAUCUUGAUAAUGAAAUUCUUAUUCAUAUGCCACGACUUCAUACAUUCACAUUUUAUUUCGCUUCUGAAAAUGACAUUGAUGAUGAUACAGAUAUUCGCAUAUUUAAUUCAAAUAUUCAACGAAGUUUUACCAAUAUGAAAUAUGGACAGGUGGCUUCUAUAGUAGAUUAUUUGGAAGUUUGCAAAAUCAUAUGUCAUAUUUUUUCACUUCCAUUUAAAUUUCAUUUUCUUCAACACAUCGGAAAUAAUAUACCAAAUGUUGUAUUUAAUUCUGUCACUCAUUUGAAAUUAUGGGAUAAAGAUGAAUUCAAACAUGAAUUUUUCGUUCGACUUACUCGAGCUUUUCCAUGUCUUCAAAAGUUAUCUAUUUGGAAUAUUAAGCCACCAUUUUUGAGAUGUCAUGAAUUUCAUCUUCGUGAUAAAGAUUGGUGCUCAAUUAUUGAAUAUCCGCAUCUUAUUUCACUUAACAUCAAACAUGCACAUCCUUAUUAUGUUGAACAUUUUCUCAAUGAAACAAAAACACAUUUACCACGUUUAAGAGAAUUAAAAAUCACUUCUUAUGAGUUGAAAAACGUGACAAAAAAUUUUACAAGAGAUGAAACACGACGUAAUUGUGCUAGAGUGAAUCGAUUAAUUGUUGAAUGUCAAAUCGUUUAUUCGAAAGAUGUCUAUAAUUAUUUUCCUUUGUUGUAA